This is a messenger RNA of Haemonchus placei, 549 nucleotides long. The record is from the annotation of a GenBank genome assembly. NCBI's taxonomy places the organism in Eukaryota, Metazoa, Nematoda, Chromadorea, Rhabditida, Trichostrongylidae.
AUGACUACGGCCAGCCUCAGGAAAAAGAAUUUCGAAAUGAAGGAAGAGCUAGAUAGAGAAAGACUGCAGGUCGAGGAGCUGCGUCAGCGAAUGGAAAAGUGGAGAGAUCAAGUCGUAAACCCAGGCGAUGGCCAAGACGAUAUUGCAGUCGACCUUAACGCAAUCGACCCAGAGUUUCUUAAGGCAUACGCAGAACGACGAAUCAAGAAUCGAACUCAGAAUUCGAGGAUCAUCGGAUACAGGAAGUUGAAAUAUCAAUACUGGUAUUUGUCGGAAAAGGUACGGUACGGUACGGUUCGCAAGGUGAACUCGUGGAUGGAGGUUGCAAGGCAAAAAGAGGAAACAACGCUGCUGCUGCUGCCGGACGGAUUCCGAGAAGUCGACACGAUAUUAAAGGCGCAGGGAAAAGUCGAGAGGGAAGUGUACCGGAAACUAACUGAAAUAAUCAUGUGGCUGGACACGGCAGGAGCGAAUGCGUGUAUAGUCGUCGGUCCUACAUGUGCUGUUUCGCCGCCAAAAAGGAAUGGUGUAAACUGGCAUCGGCAAUAG